This is a messenger RNA of Malassezia globosa CBS 7966, 663 nucleotides long. RefSeq lists its product as uncharacterized. The coding region runs from base 1 to 663 and encodes 220 amino acids. The transcript has a single exon. The record is from RefSeq and is a predicted model, not a curated record. Lineage: Eukaryota; Fungi; Basidiomycota; Malasseziomycetes; Malasseziales; Malasseziaceae.
AUGGUGAAGCUGAGUGUUCCUCUUUCUCUUCUUGCUGUUGCUGUGGCAAGCGUCGUUGCGCAGCAGGAUGGUCAACAGCAGAGCUCGCAGCCUCAACAACAGAGCUCGCAGCCUCAACAACAGAGCUCGCAGCCUCAACAGCAGGGCUCUCAAGGCGGUGGUGGUCAGCAGAGCCAGAGCCCCAAGCCCACGUCGGCCGCUAACCAAGGCAGUGGCAGUGGCUCGGAGGGUGAUGACAAGAACUCCCGCACGAGCCCGGUGUGCUCGGCCCUGUUUGGCGACCCUAACGUUCACCAGGUCGGUUCGUGCUCUCACAGUUCGACGGUGGUGCCGCCUUACAACCUUGGUUCGCUUGUGAGCUACAUGAUUGGAGGCUACACGCGCUCACGGAAGGAUGCCGGAAUGGUUGUUGAUGUAGCCGACGAGCUUGCUGAGUCGGUUGUGAAGUACUACCCGACUGUGACGCAGUCGAGUGAUGUGAUCAAGUACUCGAUGUACAGGGGUCUUUUGCGCAGCAUUCGCGCCAACGACAAAGACUUUGACCCUUCGGAUGAGAUGAAGCGCCCUCCGGGUGCCGAGCCUGACAACGGUGCUGCUGCCUUGGUUGUGCCAGGUGCCGUUGGUGUGGCUGCUGCUGUUCUCGGCGGUGCCAUCUUCCUUUAA